Debaryomyces tyrocola is the source of this 99-nucleotide messenger RNA. The record is from the annotation of a GenBank genome assembly. NCBI's taxonomy places the organism in Eukaryota, Fungi, Ascomycota, Pichiomycetes, Serinales, Debaryomycetaceae.
AUGACAGAAAAACCAGUGACAUACCAGUCUCUAGUAUGUGUUAUUAAUUUACCAAUGAAUAUAGUUGGCAUAUGUUUCAUACAUGGUAUUAACGUUUAA